UAGUUUCAAUAUCGCGAGGUUUCGUGCGCUGUCGAGUUGUCCUCCGGAAGAUCUCGUGAGACCUUUCAGUAGUGGACUGCACGGCUGCGUCCUCCUGAAUAUUCAGUCCCCGCAGGACAACAGCAAACUGCCUCCAGCACCUUGACUGAAGUACCCGCCUUUCCUGGAAUCAUGGGGAAUAUUUUUGGGAAUUUGCUGAAAAGCCUCAUAGGAAAAAAGGAGAUGAGAAUCUUGAUGGUGGGCCUCGACGCUGCUGGAAAAACGACAAUCCUUUACAAACUGAAACUGGGGGAGAUAGUCACCACUAUCCCUACAAUUGGAUUUAAUGUUGAGACGGUGGAGUACAAGAACAUCAGCUUCACCGUGUGGGACGUGGGUGGACAGGAUAAGAUCCGGCCCCUCUGGAGGCACUACUUCCAAAACACUCAGGGUCUGAUCUUCGUGGUGGACAGUAAUGACAGAGAACGUGUGAACGAAGCUCGAGAAGAGCUGAUGAGGAUGCUGGCUGAGGACGAGCUGAGAGAUGCCGUGCUUCUUGUGUUUGCAAAUAAACAGGAUUUACCAAACGCCAUGAACGCCGCCGAGAUCACAGACAAGCUGGGCUUACACUCCCUCCGCCACCGCAACUGGUACAUCCAGGCCACAUGCGCCACGAGUGGCGACGGCCUCUACGAGGGCCUCGACUGGCUGGCCAAUCAGCUCAAGAACAAAAAGUAGGAAGGGGGUAAAUCUGGAAAACACAGCCAGCAAGCCAUCCCGAUCCAGUGUUUUCCUUCCUCUGGGGAUGGAGGGUGAGGGUUUGGUACAAGGGUUUUGAUUGGUAGGUGCAAAGCAAGACCCCGAUUCUGAGAAAGACUUCAUUUUUGCUCUGUGCUCAGUGGUUAUUUAAAGAAACAGAGUUCAUAUCCAACCACAUACACUGAUUCACCCUAAUCGUAACCAGUCACAGCGGACACUUGUGUUUUUCUCCGCCCACCUCUUGUCCCUGGGUUUGGUGUGCUCUGUGUUUGUCUGUAGUUGCUGUGUCCAGUUUCUGUUUUUAAAGCCGUAAGUCAUUUCUGUAAACAGCAGCAGUCCUGUCUGACCUCCACUUACCUUCAUCGUCGUUUCGUCCAGCAACGUCACAGAGAUGUUUUACACGACAAUAGCAUCUAGCAGGUUGCAGCGGUUUGCUCUCCUUACCUUUUUGUUAGCAGUGCUGAACACUUUUACUUUCCAGAUUCCGGCAGCAGAGGCAUUAUUCAUCACAAACAGCUCUCUCCACAUGCCGAAAAAAUGUCCUCUUCUGCCACAUAAAGGGAAUGAAUUCAUGUUCUGUAUUUAGCUUCAACCACAUUCCUGUCAACUCAGGCCAACCUCUCUGUCCCUACAGCAUGAUGCUGCCACCACCAUGUUUCUUGGUGGGGAUGGUGUGUUAAGCGCCAUGCGCAGUGUUAGAUUUCCACCUGGGCCAAAAAGAAACAUCUUGACCAGCGCACCUUCUACUACACGUUUGCCCCUACAUGGCGCAUGGCAAACUUGGAACAGGAGUGCCUGUGGUUUCAUUUUAGCAUUUUUUGCCACUCUUUUAUUAUAAAAGCCAGAUUUAUGGAGCACAGGCUUGAAAACAACAGCAGACCUUCUGACCUGCAAGGUCACAGAACCUUAUUUUACAGUAUAAUAGCAUAUUGCAGAAAUAUGUACCAUCAUAGUUAGCUCUAAUGAUUUUCUCACCUUUCCUAUUUAUGAGCAAUGCUGCAAACCUUUGAGUCGGUGUCCAGAUGUAGGCAGUGGCUGAAGAAAUAAUAAUAACGCUAAAGAAAAGUCCUCUUUCUGCCACAUUCUGGAGAUCUCUCAAGGUCCAUGCUAUGUUUCUCGUUGCCUUGUGGCAACCUGAAGCGCUGAAGCCAUCCUUUGUUAAAUAUUUAAAGCUGUGCAACACGCUGUAAAUCGCCUGACCUGCAUGCAACCUUAUCAGCAUCAGUUCUCCCGUUACAGAGCCGUAGAUAAGGACGCUGCCUGUAGAUUUUCACCAACCUGCCCUCAAUUUCAGCACAAAAAAACUAACUAGAUCACCACUUUCUGCGUCAGCUGGCAGCACCUGCUCAUCAGCUUUAAAGUGAGACACAGGCAUUAACUUUUUAUAACAUGUACAGCUGCUGCUUUUCCGCCUUCAUAUGUGUCUCAACCGGCUAUCAAACAGUGGUGGUUCAUGUUGUUCCCAGCUGAUUCUGUCACUGGUAACUGUACAGCUGAAUGUGAAUAUUGCAGAGGAAACUUCAGCCAGCUAUAAUUAUAGAUUAAUUCAUGUUUCUGGUCGUGUAUUUGCGUUAUUGAUGCAAAGGAGAGCAGAGUAAGCAGAUGAACAUGUCUGGUAUAGUAAUUUUUACAGAAAAUACAUCCCACCAUGCCGCUGAUUCGCUUUCAAUCGGCAGCCGAAUGAAGGCGUCAAACCAGCUGAAUCCACAGGUUUUUAUAGUGUCUUGCAAAGGUAUUUAGGCUUCACAUUUUGCAUCAUUACAGCCACAAGCUUCAAGUUAUGUUUUUGGAUAUUUAUGUGACAGACCACCACAAAGAACUACAUAAUGGUGAAGUGGAGGGAAAUCCCCACAUGGCUAUUGCAUUGUAUUAAAUCCAUCAUCCUAACUCCUCUAACUAGUUUUCCUAUCCCUUCCAAAGAAAAAGGCUUCCCCACAGCAUGAUGCUGCCACCUCCAUGCCUUACUGUGGGGUUUGUAUGUCAAGGUAAUCUGCAGCGUUAGUUUUCCAACAGAUUUAGUGUUUUGCUUGUAGGUUAAGAAGUCCACUUUUGUGCUCGUCUGAUUUUCAUUGUAAAAACAAACCAAAACUUUAAAAACAAUAAUUUUCCUUCUAAUUCACUGUUAUGUCGUGCUGUUGUUAUGGUCUAUCCACCAUGUCCUGACUAAAUACUCUGGAAUUUCUUAUUGAUAAAAUACCAACAGUUCAAGUUUAAGGGGUAUGAAUACUUUUGCAAGUCAUUCAUGUCAACAAAAGGGUUUCCUUAUACCAUCCUCUGUCAUACACUAGUUACAGUAUCACACACUCUGAUAUCUUAUCAGUUUAAUCCUCUAAUAUUUAUAAGAUAGUUAGCUUAAUUAAUCAGUAAUUUUUGGGGUUUAUGUGGCCUUAUGCUCAAACUUUUAAUUUGACCUGCACACAUUUAUCUAUUUGAAGAAAAACAACCUGCAUUUCAUCAGUCAGUGCCCUCAAAAGGCAGAUUUCGCACUGCACCUCAGAAUGAUAAGGCAAACAUUUCCUCAGAGUAUCUUCUUUGUUCUGCUGGUAUAAUGGAUUCAUGUUUGGUGGUUAGAGUCCUUUGGUUUUCUUUGGGGUUUAAAUAAACUUUCACGUAGGCUGUGUCUGUAAAACAAUGGUGACUAGUGUGGAAAACAUAUUCCCUAUAAUUCUUUUUUUUUUUUUUUUACCAUCAUAGUUGCACAAGUGGAUCAAAAUAAAAUGCUCCAGAGCUGAAUGCAUGGAGACAUCUGUAUGUGAUGUAAGGCAAGAUCCUGCUGUAUUAAAAAAUAAACUCAUUUUCUGUACAACCUGUU
This is a messenger RNA of Fundulus heteroclitus (mummichog), 3550 nucleotides long. RefSeq names its product ADP-ribosylation factor 3b (gene arf3b). Gene Ontology annotation, molecular function: GTP binding; GTPase activity. The record is from RefSeq and is a predicted model, not a curated record. Bases 172 to 717 code for a protein of 181 amino acids. Lineage: Eukaryota; Metazoa; Chordata; Actinopteri; Cyprinodontiformes; Fundulidae. Gene Ontology annotation, cellular component: plasma membrane; cytoplasm. Gene Ontology annotation, biological process: intracellular protein transport; vesicle-mediated transport. The transcript has 5 exons.